ACCGCGGUCCGGGAGCGCAUUUUGACCGGAGCCAAGGGUUUCUUAAACCCACAAAAACCCCUCUUGAACAACUGCUUCCUCCUCUUCUCUCCCUCAACUAGCACUGGUAGGAUAGCACCGGAAGAAAUGUAUCUCCGACAAGUCGCAGCAAAUCUCCUAAGGAGGAUCCGAUUUUCCAAGCAAAGCAUCGAUUCUUCGUAUUAUGGGAUACCUGCCAACAUGUUGCCCACUUCGCUUUCCAGUAGUAGAAAAUGUUCCUAUAAAUACGGAUAUUAUGGUUCGGGGGCGAAUCAUAAAUAUACUUACCUGUGGACUAUCAUAGCUGGACAAGCUGCAAUUAUCCAUGGGAUAUAUGCCAACCCUGUCUUAGCAGAUGCAUCAAAUGGAAGUAGUACUGAAACUGAACUGGAAGGUGCUAAUAUAACUGGAUUACGUAAAAUUGAGGAUGGCUCUGUAAUAUCAAAUAUACAUACUUCUAAGUGGAGAAUAUUUACUGAUAAUGGGAGGGAAUACUUCCUGCAGGGAAAAUUGGACGAAGCUGAAAAGUUCUUUCUUUCUGCCCUAGAAGAAGCUAAAAAAGGUUUUGGGGAUAGGGAUCCUCAUGUUGCUUCUGCAUGUAACAAUUUGGCAGAGCUGUAUAGAGUCAAAAAAUCAUUUGAUAAAGCAGAACCUUUGUAUAUGGAGGCUGUCAAAAUACUGGAGGAAUCAUUUGGUCCAGAGGAUAUACGUGUGGGGGCUGCCUUUCACAACCUUGGACAGUUCUAUCUUGUGCAGCGCAAACUAGAUGAAUCCCGCAAGUCCUAUGAGCACGCUUUAAAGAUAAAGGGACGAGUUCUGGGACAUGGCCAUGUAGAUUAUGCAGAUACAUUAUAUCAUCUUGGAACAGUGCUACAUCUGCAAGGCAAAGAAAAGGAUGCCGAAGCCGUUAUUCAGGAUUCUAUUCGGAUAUUAGAGGAAGCUGGGCAAGGGGAAUCAAUUAUGUGUAUAAGGAGAUUGCGACAUCUUGCUCAGAUCUAUUUAAAAUCCAAUCGUCUUGCAGAAGCUGAGAAUGUGCAGAGAAAGAUCCUGCAUAUUAUAGAACUAUCACAGGGAUGGAAUUCUAUGGACACUGUAAUUGCAGCAGAAAGGCUGGCUUUGACUCUUCAAUCAGCUGGGAGCUUAAAGGAAGCAAAACAGCUUCUGGAAAGGUGUCUUGAGUCACGGAAAACUAUCCUUUGUGAAGAUCACAUUCAGAUUGGUGCUAACAUGCUUCACAUUGCUAGGGUGGCAAUGCUGGAUGCAAAUCAACUGAGAAAGAUUCACAUUUCUGAAGCAAUUGAGGAGCUUGAUAGGGCAAGAGAUCUCUUGUACGAUUCAACUAGGAUAGCAAGGCGAGUUUUAAACAAAUUGAGAAACCAAAAAGGCAGCAGGCAAAAGAGUAGGGCACCUGAAGAAACUAGAAGGGAGGGGUGUGCAGCAUUGAUAAUACUGUUGCGAUCACUUGAUUCUCUUGGGCUUUUGGAGAUCACAAAACAAGAGCUGCUGGAAUCAAUGGAAGAGUGUCUUGAUCCACCUACACUGGAAACUGAGAAUGCAUUUUUCCAAUGCGUUUCUGCUUACAAAGAGUUUGAAUCUGACAAGUUAAUAUCUGAUUCUCCUGGAGUAAAGGUUGAAUAUCUAUCAUGCUUGAAGCGUCUUUCAAGCUUGAUUAGAGAUGGAGAGUUCAAAGAGAGAAAAGUCUCGGGAAAAGCUACAUUGCAAGAGCUGAAUGAUGAAAUCAAGCGUGUUGAAGGUGAAAUUUCUCAUUUGAGGAAACAUAAAUUCUAAGCAGGAUCCAGAGUGAUGGUUCAGGCUAGAAUCCAGCGACAGCUUUAAAAGUGAUGGUGCUAGGCAUACACUUAUGAGCAAUGAUUUCUGUAUUUUAUUUUUAACCUGGAUUUUUUGUCCCUUUGCUGCUGUCAAUUUCUAGAUUUUGGAUUACAUUUCUUGAUGAGUUUACAUCUCACUGGUAAUAAGGUUGUCCAGGACGUGGCAUCAGAAGUUCUAGCUUGUAGCAGUAUGCAGGUCAACCUGCACUCGUAUCAACUCGAAUGAGAGUAAGACCAUGCAGAAUAAACAGGGUCUUCUUUUUCUUUUC
Manihot esculenta (cassava) is the source of this 2116-nucleotide messenger RNA. Its product is annotated as protein KINESIN LIGHT CHAIN-RELATED 3. Bases 127 to 1806 code for a protein of 559 amino acids. The record is from RefSeq and is a predicted model, not a curated record. Gene Ontology annotation, molecular function: protein binding. The transcript is spliced from 18 exons. NCBI's taxonomy places the organism in Eukaryota, Viridiplantae, Streptophyta, Magnoliopsida, Malpighiales, Euphorbiaceae.